Molecule: messenger RNA, 1545 nt
Organism: Dissoconium aciculare CBS 342.82
Lineage: Eukaryota; Fungi; Ascomycota; Dothideomycetes; Mycosphaerellales; Dissoconiaceae
Product: putative P450 monooxygenase
Exons: 2
Coding region: 1-1545 (514 amino acids)
Molecular function (GO): oxidoreductase activity, acting on paired donors, with incorporation or reduction of molecular oxygen, reduced flavin or flavoprotein as one donor, and incorporation of one atom of oxygen; heme binding; iron ion binding
Source: RefSeq, a predicted model, not a curated record
AUGGCGUUGCUGCAAUCAUCACACCGUGUCCCAAAAGUUGUGGAGUUGGUUUUGGCUCUCGUGGCCGUUUAUGCUGCUUUUAAAGUACUGACUGCAUUUGUGCAAUGGAGGAAACGGCAGGCUUUCAUGAGAGAGAAGGGCUGUCUGCCAGCGCCUUGGGUCCCAUCAUGGGAUCGCAUCUAUGGCCUUGAUCUAUUCUUCAAGAACAUGGGACACCUCAAGAAUCACACUUUGCUCGAGAAAACGAAUCGACGUUUCCAAGAGACCAAAUUCAGAACCUUCCAGCUGGUUGUCCUCGGCCGACACCUUCACCAAACCAUCGAGCCUGAGAACCUGAAGACCAUCCAAGCAAUCGAUUUCAAGAAGUGGAGCCUCGGAGAGCGCAGGAAGACUGCCUUCCACCCGCUUCUGGGAGAGGGUAUCUUCACCACCGACGGGGCCGCAUGGCAGCAUUCACGCGAGAUGCUCCGCCCGAACUUUGCCAGAACGCAAAUCGGAAACAUUGACACAUAUGAGAAACACGUUUCCCACUUGAUCGCAGCGAUCCCGGCUGACGGACAAACCGUCGAUCUGUCGGAGCUCUUUUUCCGCCUCACCAUCGAUUCGGCGACGGAGUUCCUGUUCGGCGAGUCUGUCGAAACGCUGGUGAAAGGCACUGGCGCUGGCUUCACCGAUGCGUUCACCCACAGCCAGGAGUACAUCGCUAACAGUGCACGAUGGGGCAAGUGGGCCAAAUACUUCCCAGCGAACAAGCGAUUCCAGCAAGAUGCCAAGCUGGUCCACGACUUUGUCGAUUACUUCGUGGACAAGGGCCUAGCGAAGGAGAAAUCUGGCCAAUCCGAUCCCGAACGCUACGUCUUCAUCGAUGAACUCGUAAGCCAGACAUCCGAUCGUGUGCGCAUCCGCAGCGAGCUUCUCAACAUCUUGCUUGCCGGUCGCGACACCACCGCUUCGCUCCUCACGAAUCUCUGGUUUGUCCUGGCCAAACGUCCUGAUGUCUGGGCUCGGCUUCAAGCAGAUGUCGCGCAGCUGGGAGGUGAGAAGCCAACCUUUGAACAGCUCCGGGACCUCAAGUAUCUACGUGCACUCAUGAACGAAUCUCUUCGCGUACAUCCGGUCGUACCGCUCAACAGCCGUCAAGCGACGGAGGAUACUACCCUGCCACUGGGUGGCGGCCCGGAUGGCCUUGCUCCUCUUUUCAUGCCCAAGGGGUCAAUCGUUGCGUGGAGCGUAUACGCCAUGCAUAGGCGGAAGGACCUCUACGGCGAAGAUGCAGAGGAGUUCAAACCCGAGCGAUGGCUUGACGAUCCCGUCACUGGCAGGAAGGGCUUGCGGACGGGCUGGGAAUUUCUCCCUUUCAAUGGAGGUGCACGGAUUUGUCUCGGACAGCAAUUCGCGCUCACCGAGGCUGGAUAUACCAUCGUCCGCAUGGCGCAGACGUUCAGUGAGAUCGAAAGCCGGGAUCCUAACGAUUGGCAGGAAUGGCUCACGCUCACCUGUACGAGCCUCAACGGUGCCAAAGUUGCGCUCAAGAGACGCUCGUGA